AUGAGGUUCCUCACGAUACAGCGGCCGAUAUUGGCUGCUGUGGCCAGUCUUGCUCGGCCGGCCUUUACACCCGUUGCUCCUCUGGGUGUCCAAUUGGCCAAUUCGCUCGUCCAGGGUCAUCGAUUCGCCUCGGUCAAGUCACAGGGAGCGUACAGGAAGAAGCCCAAGAGGGGUAUCCCCAAGAAGCUGGGUGCAAAGCGUACAGGAGAUCAAUAUGUCAUUCCUGGAAACAUCCUGUACAAGCAGCGAGGUACACUUUGGUGGCCUGGCGAGAACUGCAUCAUGGGCCGAGAUCACACUAUUCACUCGAUGGCAACCGGUUACGUCAAAUACUACCGCGAUCCCGCACGACAUCCCGACCGCAAGUACAUCGGUGUUGUAUUCGAGAAGACCGAUACUCUACCAUAUCCUCAACACGCCGAGCGCAAGCGACGACUUGGCAUGAGUGUCUUCCCCAUCAAAGAAGCCGCUGCCAAACCUGAUGUGUCUCCUUCCGGAAUUCCUUUCCAGGUCACUCGUGUUGAAGCCGGCGAGCCAGACAGACUGCUCAAGCUGCGCAAGGAUUACAGUUACCGUGAAGAUAACUGGGCGAUCGGAAAGCUGGCCAGGACAACAGGUCUCAAGACGAAGCGAUUCAGAACACGAAAGCAGUGGUUCCGACACAGAAGAUGGAGACGUGAGAGGGAAUUGGAGGGACAAAGGAAGGCUGAGCAGAAGAGAGCCGAGAGUGGUGAGGAGUUGAAGGCUGUUAAGAUGGUUAGCAAGAAGCAAGCCAAGAAGGCUGCUAAGGCCUCUAAGAAGAAAUAG
Fusarium sp. VM40 is the source of this 807-nucleotide messenger RNA. The record is from the annotation of a GenBank genome assembly. Lineage: Eukaryota; Fungi; Ascomycota; Sordariomycetes; Hypocreales; Nectriaceae.